Messenger RNA from Loxodonta africana (African savanna elephant), 11274 nucleotides. RefSeq names its product methylenetetrahydrofolate dehydrogenase (NADP+ dependent) 2, methenyltetrahydrofolate cyclohydrolase (gene MTHFD2). The transcript is spliced from 8 exons. The record is from RefSeq and is a predicted model, not a curated record. Gene Ontology annotation, molecular function: methylenetetrahydrofolate dehydrogenase (NADP+) activity; methylenetetrahydrofolate dehydrogenase (NAD+) activity; methenyltetrahydrofolate cyclohydrolase activity. Gene Ontology annotation, cellular component: mitochondrion. The coding region runs from base 16 to 1299 and encodes 427 amino acids. Gene Ontology annotation, biological process: tetrahydrofolate interconversion. Lineage: Eukaryota; Metazoa; Chordata; Mammalia; Proboscidea; Elephantidae.
CUUCGCUGACGUUUAAUGAGGACAACCGAUUGGCUGCUUCAGUUCCAGCAGCCCAACAGACAGCAGCGGAGGGGAGCAGAGACCAAUGGGCGCUGGCAGGGGGCGGGGCCCUCCACGCGGCCGCGGUAUAACUGCGCGGCUCGCGAGUCUGCUUUUCUCCCGGCGCGGGCUCCGAACCGGUCAUGGCUGUGCUCUCGCUGGUGGCAACAUUUGCCGCCCGGCUACUCCGGCCGGCGCAGAGCUGCCGCCCCCACUGUCGCUCCCUCCACCUGUCGGCAGUGCGUCUGGUCUUUACUUUUGACAAAAGCUCAUGCUACUGGGAUUUGUGACUCUGUUGCCUUUUGUAGAGGUGAAGCUAUUGUCAUUUCUGGAAAGAAACUUGCCCAGGAGAUUAAGCAAGAAGUGCGGCAGGAGGUGGAACAGUGGGUGGCAUCGGGCAACAAACGGCCAUACCUGAGCGUGGUUUUGGUGGGAGAGAAUCCUGCAAGUCAUUCCUACGUCCUCAACAAAACCAAGGCUGCUGCAGAUGUGGGAAUCACCAGUGAAACAAUUUUGAAACCAGCUUCGAUUUCAGAGGAAGAGCUGUUGAAUUUAAUCAGUAAACUAAACAAUAAUGACAAAGUAGAUGGCCUCCUUGUUCAGCUUCCUCUUCCGGAGCACAUCGAUGAGAGGAAGGUCUGCAAUGCCGUUUCUCCAGAAAAGGAUGUUGAUGGCUUUCAUGUAAUUAAUGUGGGGCGAAUGUGUUUGGACCAGUAUUCCAUGUUACCCGCUACCCCCUGGGGUGUGUGGGAAAUAAUUAAGCGAACCGGAAUUCCAACCCUAGGGAAGAAUGUGGUUGUGGCUGGAAGGUCAAAAAAUGUUGGAAUGCCUAUCGCAAUGUUACUCCACACAGAUGGGGCUCAUGAACGUCCUGGAGGCGAUGCCACUGUUACAAUAUCUCAUCGAUACACUCCCAAAGAGCAGUUAAAGCAACAUACAAUUCUUGCAGAUAUUGUGGUGUCCGCUGCAGGCAUUCCAAAUCUGAUUACAGCAGAUAUGAUUAAGGAAGGAGCAGCUGUCAUCGACGUGGGAAUAAACAGAGUUCAAGAUCCCAUAACUGCCAAACCCAAGUUGGUUGGAGAUGUGGAUUUCGAAGGAGUCAGGAAGAAAGCCGGGUAUAUCACUCCAGUCCCUGGGGGCGUUGGUCCCAUGACAGUGGCGAUGCUAAUGAAGAAUACCGUCAUUGCUGCAAAAAAACUGCUGAGGCUCGAAGAGCGGGACGUGCCAAAGUCUAAAGAGCUUGGAGUAGCAUCUAAUUAACUGUUGUAUCUUCUGUGUGAUCACCAGCAUUCCAAGCCACUUCAAGAAGCAAAACAGCCCAACAGAAAUGUGGUAUUUUUGAUUGUAUUGAAAUGGUUGAAAAUGAUGCUUUGUAUUUAUCGAAAGCUUAAAUGGGUGGGUGUUUGCACACGUAGCUCUGCAGUACCUCCCAGGGGAGCACUCCACUGUCAUGCUGGGUCUUAGGAUCUAGCCAAGAGCAGCCAGUAACCGAGUGAUUAAUAUGGGGACAUUAUCACUUUGAGAAUGGAUGUGUAACUUUGUCAAAACACUUCAGUUGUUAAAAUUUGCCUUUCCUAGGAUUGCAUUUCCCAAGUGCUACUCCAAGAAGAGUUGAUACUUUACGUUCCAAACCUGUUGAGUUCAGCUGUUCAAACCAAAGAAAAAGUGUUGCUGGAGAAAAUAGUAAUUGGGUAUAAAAAAAUUACCCUGAUUUAUACGUGUAUUGACUGAAAACCAGGUUUGUCUAAAUAAUAUUAAAUUGGGUGGGAAGGAAGGAAAGCUACAUGUUAAUAGUUCUCCUAAGCUGUCACGUUGUGGUUUAGGUAGUCAUUUGGAAAACGUUUAGGGUUGUUCUGUUUGUUACUAGCUCUUUUAUGUAUGUUAGUAAUCAGCGAGGUCUCUGAUUUUAGUUUUCCAGGACCGAAAAGCUUAUUUUAUAAAUGAUGUGUGUUGUCAUAUUUGGCUUUUGCUAUAUCUUUAAACUCCAUUGUUAAAUUUUUGUACUAUCAGAGGGUGUCUAUAUGGUUUCUUGGUAUAUCUUGAAACUAUUUUUGAAAAACAAAACUGAUACAGAGUUGGGCUUGUUAAUCAUUAGGCAGCUUAUGUAAGUAUGCAACUUAUUUUUCCACCAAAGAAUUGUCAGUAGCUACCUGCUUUUCUCUGAUGUACCUGUUGGCUUUCCUGAAAGGUUUUUAAGAGCUUGAGUUAAUAGUUGAAUUUAAUCAGACCUUGAUUAAAGCUUUUAAAAUUUUAUUUUUUUUUAAAUUUUUUUAAUAAAACACUUCUGUCUGGUAUGGAAUGAGUCUUCUGAAAUAGUGCACCAGCCUACUACUACCUUAGUAGUUGUCUAACCAGAGGUCGUUUUUCUUAUUGAAUGUAAUCAAUGUGGAUAUUCCUGUGUUUGGUAACAGCCAACCCUAGCCUUAAACAAACGGGUUGAAAGAGCUGUGGAGAAACCAGCCUAGUCCUUUUCGCCUUUUGUCCCAGCAGGUUGUGCCAUGCCAGGAGCUUCUUUGGGAAGAUUCAUUGAAGUAGUUAGUCUUGUUCUAAGUGUUUUCUAAGCCAUGUGCUCGAUUUAUACAUUGCAGUGAAGGACUUCUUGAUGUGCUUGCUAAGUUCUCUUUCUCUUUCUCCGUAUAUAUAAAGAUGAAUUUUUUUUAAAGCAUUAAUUUAAUUUGACACAAUUUUGAAGGGAAGGUGGUUACUGUGCGUAGUUAGAGGCUAGGGUAAGUAGAUAAUGUAUUCUUAGCCAGGCUGUGUAUUUGGACUUUCAGUAAGGCAGAGGUGGGUCCUGCUGUAGGCAUCUUGAGGCAGAAAGAGAAAGGAGAACAAUUGGAAGCUACCAUACUUCCACCUUGUUCCGCUGCCAGCUGGCUUUAUUCUUUUGAUAGUUUGCUGGAGAUGUUUUUGUGAGUGAGGUAUAGCUCAGGUCUGUAAGCCAUGCCUGCCGAUUGACCUAAAUUAUUAAACAUGGAGCAAGAUGAACAGAUAAGAUUAAGUUUUAUUGAAUUAUGGUUACAUUACAAGUGGAAAAAAAUUACUGACCUACUGCAUGGAGUAGUAAUAAUAUGACACCCUGAUAAAAGCUACUGAAAUUAAAACGUUCACGUAUAUACAAUAUCCAAAUGACAAAUAAGAUGAAAAUUACAGUGGUCAAAUUACAACAACAAAAAAUUUAACAUUGUAGUUUUCCAGCUUGUUUGAUUAAUCAAGCACGCUUGCUCCUGAAUCCAUAAUAUUUCUACAGUUUAAUGUAGACAAAGUGGUAUACCAAAUCAGCCAGGUUUUAAAACUGAAAUGUUAGUCAAUUGUUAGCUCUCCCAGGAUCGGUACAGAUGAAGAUAAAGAACUUAUACGUCAGAAAGGUGACGGUUCUGGAUUAGUGAACAGCUAAGUGGAUCUGCUGAUAGCAGUAGAAGCGGUAGAGGUUUACAGCUUUACCUCUUGGCAGUAUCCCUUGGAAGGGAGCUCUGAGAUUUAAUUCAACAAACAUUUCUUGAGAGCUUUCAAGGGACUGGGCACUAUACUAGGCUCUGGGGAUUACAGAGGCAAUUAACUGACCUGGUACAAGGUGCUAGUGAUAUAGUGUCAUUUGUCUUUAAAAAAAAAAAAAAGGAAAAGGAAAAGGCACCUGCAUUUGUCAUUUUGAGUAAAUGUGUAACUAACCAAAAUGAUGUACUCUCCAGAGUUGUUCUAGAGAAAGUAAAUGACAGAUGCGUUGUUUCUACGUGUGAAUGUCAGGCAUGUGGUUGAGGUUUGUUAAAUGUGGUUUGAAGAUAAAAUGACUGAUGCUAAGUUUCAUGGGGAAACGGUUUGCUUCAUUAGUCCCUGGUUUUACCCUACCCAAAUUGCUUCCAAUCAUUCCUUUCAAAUACUUUAAUACUGUGAAGUUAAAGUCUUCCAAAAUUUGACAUUGACUCUGCCUAACAUGUAAUGCCCACAUGAAUGGGCAUUUGACUUUGGAAAUGAGGCCAUUGGAAAUUUGCAGGAAGGACCUACUCAAAUGCCUAAAUAAAAAAAAAUUUUUGAUUCUGGAGGUGAAAGAAAAACCAAUGAUUCUAAUUUAAAAGAUCACUUGUUGGUUUAACAUACGGUUUGAGAUUGCACUUUAACAAGCCCUAUUUAUUUUAAAAACAGUUUUCCACUGAAAUGUGUUGUUGGUUGUUUCACUAACAGACUUUGGAACUGGCUUUUCAAUCUCAUAAAGCCCUGGUCAUGCUCCUGUGUCAUAGCAAGGCCGAUAAUGCAGAUGGUUUGAACUUGCAUACGACCCUCAGAAAACUGACAUGGAAGAAAAGAACAGGAGCUUUUCAACAUUUCUUCGUGUGUAAAAUUGCAAAACAAAAUUCCAGCCUUGGCCUAGUGAAGUAAGAGUAUUUUAGUAGUUCUUUCAAGACCAUCUAGGAUAGUUUAAAAUCUAAUCUUUAAGAGAAAUCUUAACUAGUAUUUGUUUUAAAAUUGACUCUUGCCUCUUUAUCUUACCUAUGGUUUUGGGAGGCAAGCAUUGCUCUGUUUGUUUCAAGAGAAAUGUUAUAAUUUCUACAGUGGAUUGCAUUGUGAAAUGUGGUAUAGCGUUCAACUUUCAGUUACUUUAAUAACUACAAGGGAAGAAGAGGGCUUUGCAUCUAUGUAGUACUUUCAUUGACAAAUCUCCAGUUUUUUUAUCAAGCAGACUAACUCUCUCUGUUUGAUGAAUAAGGAAACUGAGGCAUAGAGCAGUUAAGGGUUUUGACCUAGACUCUCACAAUUAAGACUAGACCAAGCCCUCACCCUGUUCACCAUCUGGGAGAAGCAGCAUCUUCCUAGAGGGUGGUCUCACCAUCAGCUUCUCUUCGAUAUUUGUCCAUAUCCGUGAAGUCAUAGUCUGACUCCAUCUCUAUCUUCACCUGGGGCAUCAUAAAGACUGGGCUUCGUGAGUAGUUGAAAGCAGGUGAAGCUGGACAGGAAAUUUUGAAGUGCAAGGUGAUGCUGGGGGAGAAAAGGAAGGAAAGAAAAAGCAUUUGUCCAGUAUUUGGUGUUUUUAACACCAUCCCCAGAAUAGGACUCUAAUGCCAGUAGUUCUGUCUUUGCUUGUGAACUCGUAACACAUCACAGAAGCCAGCAGUAUCCUCUGUCAGCUUGGCUUUAGCCACAGUCAUUGAACUGGUCUCACCUUGUUUCAACCUUUUCUUCAAGUUCCUGCUGAAGUGAACUCUCUAAAUCACAAACUUGACUGAUUGUCUGCUGAUGUUUUUCCUUGGUUCCCCACUCUCCAAGGAUAGAAUCCAAGCUCCUCAGCAUGUCAAGACAAGGCCGUCUGUGGUUACACUCUCUUGCCUAUGGCUCUAGUUUGAACUGAAGGUUAACUACUCGCCCUCCCAGUGUUCUAUGCGCUCCUUGUUCCGUGUGUGUGUGUGUGUGUGUGUGUGUAUUUUCCAGUGUGAUUCAAGCCUGCUUCCACUACCCUAGAUGCCCUUCCUUUUCUUGUUUACUCUUUCCCACAUUGUACAUUUGGCAGAUUCCUAUUUAUCCUUCCAAGCCUUGCCCAGGUUAAAAUCUGCCUCUGAGAUUUUCCUAGAUUCUCUAGAUAAGGCAAACUGCUCCCUUAGACCAGUCCAUUCUCCCAUUAUUCUUGGCUGUAUCUGUUUACAUGCCUGCCUGUCCAUAUCAAGGAUUAAGUACCCUGUCUGGUAGACCAUUGAUGCUUAUUCUUUGUUCAACUAGAUCAUGUUUCUAAAUAUCUCUCUUCACUGAAACUAAUUCCUGCUAUUUAGUGGUCUUUGCUUCCCUUUAUCUUCAUAGGUUUAGUAAAACACCAGUGUAGUUGGGAGAUGCCAUCUCUAGGUAACUGAUGUCUGCAUUUCUGACCUUGGACUACAGCUUUGUGUGGUUUAAGAGAUUUUUUGGGAAGGCCUUUUCCUGGUCCAAAUUCUCCCUCCAUUGCCUGAAACUGGGGCAAUUAGAGAUUCAGAUUAGUGCAGAUUAUUUUUAAAUGAUAAUAAAUCAGGACAGACAGACUACUUUCCUCCUAACACAUUUAGAUAUAAAGAUCAGUGGUGUUAAGGGCCGUGACUGGGGAGGCAGGAGGUGAAGGUAGGUAGGAUGGGUGGGGACUAGCUCAUCCUUGGGCCCCCUGCUGUGGGAGGGCUGUACUGAUGAUAGGCUCCUCUUCUCAUCCUGGCAUUGUGAUAAAAGGUUUGACUCAUAAUUCAGAGGAUCCCUUCUAGGUUUUGUAAAAUGUUUUGGAUAAGCGCCAUUUGAGUCUGGAGACUUGUCUGCCUCCAGACUUGGAACAGCCUGUGCUUUUACUAAUGUUUGAUCUAUCCAGGAGGAUUCCUGUCCAUUUUAGGGGACAGUGUGGGAGUGGGACUGUUACUUUCCCUACCAUCCUCCCUAGCAAUGGCUGAAACAAAGACUUCCUUGCCUCUGAAUUCCUCUUUUCCAUUUUUGAGCCCCCCUUGUGUGGAGCCCUGGUGGUGCAGUGGUUAAGAGCUUGGCUGUUAACCAAAAGGUCGGCAGUUCAAACCACAAGCUGCUCCUUGGGAACCCUAUGGGGCAGUUCUACUCUGUCCUAUAGUGUCACCAUGAGUUGGAAUCUACUCAAUGGCAACAGGUUUGGUUUUUUGUGUGUAAUCUAGCAAUUCCACUUUUUGCAUGGCUGGCUGCACAUUAAAAAUCAAGGACUCUCACUGUUGGCGUGGGGGCUCCUGGAACCUGAGCCUUGAAUCCUUUCUUGACUCUCAGUCUAGUUCCUAUCUCCACUUAAUCUUUUAUACUGUGAUUUCCUUGCUAACCUUUCUGACCUUUGCUAAUUUAACCAUGCUGUUAUUUUAUUCCAUGGAGUAUUAAAGUAUCUGGUCUUUUGACCCUCAGAAUUCAUUUAUCCUGGAGUCCAAUAAUGUAUACUUAAAUCGUGUUUAGGUUGUUUAUUUUUUCUCAAUAUUUUAAUUUCUAUUCUACCUAAUAUUUUGUAAUAAUUUCCUUUUCUAAUAUUGAAUAACUUUGUGUUGUAACUUAUGUCAGUAAGAGGGCAAAUUUGUUACCUGACAUCAGUAGUCAGGUCUGUCAGAGUUUGUCUCCAUUUCCCUCUGAUUGGUGGACCACCAAAGGGCCUUUUACCAAGACAUUGGCUAGCCUGGGAAAUCCUAGUCCCUCGACCUUCUUGGUCGAUGCUUAGUUUCUUAUCUAACACCCAAGGAGUCUACCUAAUGGCUUUUACCUUCGAUCGAGUUCUGAGUCACUGAAGGAAGAAUCAGAGUGAGUAACUCCAACUGGAAGAUCUUUUUCCUGGCAGGAAAAUGAACAGGUCAGAUGGGGAGCAGGUUUGGGGACUAUACUGGAGAACAUCCUAUUUCUCUGGUGCCCUCUCCCCACUUAUUUCUCUUUUCUCUAACCUUUGGGCAACACUAAACAAGAGGAAUGCUGGGGCCUCAGAGCUAGGUGAUUUCUAGCUCAAUUAUCACUUAAUCCAGAAGGCUCUUGGAUAGGUUAGGGGGGGGUUGAAGAAUGGGGAGGACCAGGGAAGAGUGAAAAGGAAUGAUGGAAGUAUACAAAUGGCAGUGGGGGAAGGAAAGUGAGAAACUCAAAAGGAAGAGGUACCUAUGAUGGCAAGCAGUGAUGAGAAGCCCUUCAAGGGCCCUUAGUACUGGUGGGACCCCUGGCUACCCACCACUAAUCUGGGACUUUGAGGAAAGUGGUAAGCCCUAUAUUUAGAGCACUGAGGUGGGGAUCUAGGCUGAAAUCUUUACAAAUACUCCCAGGACAUGACGUGCCUUGAUGACAAUAGGGAGCUGAGGCUGGGAGGGGUUAAAGGCAACAACAGAAUCUCCCAGCAUCUUCAUAAGCAAUGCUUGAUCCCUCCUAGGCAACCUCCCUUUCAGCAGAUGGAAAGUGCUUUCAUUUAUGCUGAAUCAGAACCUAAACACUGGAACCUUCAGUUCUGAUUAAUUUAUAGUCGACAUGUGGCCUGGUUGUCUAAAGGGGACAAUUCGACUCUGAUUUGAGCUCUAAAUCAUUUCAACAAUCACUGGAGAGAAUGAGCAGGCUCAGUGGGCCAUGUUUGGACUGACAUGGUCUGAAAAUACCCAAGAGAGAAAAUGGGAAGAAUGGGUGUUGUGCAUAAAGUGAAGAUUGAUCAUUAGCAUCUGCAGAGUUUGAUUUGGGGUUUCCAUCUGAUUGGAGUCCCAGUUCUUGGGGCCCAGUUCUCUUUGAACUCUGCUUAGCACAGGACUCCUCUAACAUCCAAGACCAUGAAAUCCCCCUGAGUUAUGAAUGAAGUUCCUCCAGGAAAAGGGCUGGAGGAUUAGGAAAUAGGAAGGGACAGAUACCAUGUGUUUUUACUUACUGGCAAUGCAGUGGAUACCGUUUUGGGGAUCUGACUGGACACUUUCCAUGGGAAUCUUUAUAACUGAGGGAGGAGGGAACUGGGGCUGGAGAGAAACAGUGGGAAAAGCGGAUAAACACCACCAAUACAACAGCUUUGGCUUUCUUGCCAAGAAGGAAAAUACAUGCAAACCACCAUCUUCUUCACACCCAGGUUAAACAGGGGAUGACAAAUACUCUGAGGCCCACACAGUCCACUGCCCAGACACUGGACAGGACAGAAGAGGAUUCUCCCAGGAAUGUUACUUAUCAGACAGUUCAUCUGUCACAGUAACAAGUCAUUUGGAAAUGGACCUCACACAAUAGCUGUGUUGUAAAGACAUGUGUAAAAUAAAGGUGUGUACGUUGAAUCCUGUUUUCCACUGAAUAGAUCAUAUAAUCCAGAGGUGCUUUUUCCCAACCCUGAAAUAGUUUCUGCCACAUGAUAGCCACUCAAAUAUGUAUUGGAUGAAUCAUUGAAAGGAUAAAUAUUUGUCUUUAAAAGGCAAUUCGACUCUUAGUUUCUUUGCUUUCUCCAGAACCUACUUUUGCAAGUCAUUUACCAAAAAACAUAAGAGUGAAUUAUGGGACUCUUUCUUUCCUGGGAGAGGACAGUAAUCAAGGACCAGGGAGGGUUUGGCAGAUCGCUACCAUCACAGAUGGCUCAAUCAUUACCAUUUCAUCAGCAACGAUUUGCCUUUGCCUGUGAACAGCUUUCAUUUACAAAAGGCAAGAUCAGUAGGAAAACAGGGCAAGGUGGAUUCAGGGGAUGGUGAUUUGGGUCAAAUCGGGAGAAUGAGAGCCGGACACGGUACGAGGAGGUUGCAUGGGUAGCUUAGUAUACUGGGAAGACCAUCGUCAGAUUCAAAGUCAGAAACAAUUCCCUCUUAGACAUUCAGCUAUAGGUCCAUCUUGGGUAAGUCACUUCCCUUUUGGGGGACAGUUUCAUCAUCUAUAACGAGUAAUUGAACUACACAAUCUUUCAGCCAAAAGCGUUGUGAUUUACUAUACUCUCUGCACCAGCUCCUUGUCUGUUGGCUCUCUGAGUGUUUUCAAGGGUGGAUGGGGAAGAAACAUGGGGUAAGAGAGGGGUAGAUGAGACAACCAGGUGGUCCCAGACAUCUGGGGAAUAGAGCUACUCAGCGUGGAAACAUGUCUCUUCUCCACCCUCUACUAUACCCUUGAGGCUGGUCAGGCAAAAUCACCUGUCCAGGGGUCCAGUGUAUGCCCUACCUACUCAUGAGUCCCCAUCAGACCCUUCCCUCAAGACAACCUCCAUUCUCUGGAGGUCCAUCCUCAUAACUUCCCCCCAUGAUGGAGCCUAGUCUUUUGUCCGGUUCCCUCAGGGACCUGUGCUGCUGUUGAUAGCCCACAGUGAUGGACAAAAGGGGACAGCUAAUCAGAUUUUUCUGGGGUGGGGGGGGGGGGGGCUCUAGUCACUCUGGCCCACCUCGAGUAAGUUCACAUGAACGGGUGAGCUCUCAGCAACCCAGACCAUGACAAACAGAAGCUUCAGCUCAUCCUGUACUGGGUCCCAGAGGUGCUGCAGGCCACCUGAGGAGCCAUCCCCUCCCCGCCCUGGCAGAGGUGGCAGGAGGGUCUCUUGAUCUCUCCCUCUGCCCAGGCCUCACAUUCUCCCCACCUCCUCAUCGCCAUCCUCAUGGGCCCCUUUUCUUUUCUUCUUCUUGUCGGUCUCCUUCUUCUCCUUUUCUGGGAGGAUAUUGUCAAUCCAGGCCAGAUCAUGCUGGGAGAAGAUGAAGUCCAGAAGCCUUCGGACUAUGAUGAGGCCCAGGAUCUGGGGGGGAGGGGGACAGAUAGACAGGCUGAAGUUUUGUGGGAGUUCAGAGAACCGUGGGGUCAAUGCCCCACGCUUGGGCCCAGUUUUUCCCCCUCACUGAGCUGGUUCAGGGACUUUUUCUGGUCAGGAGGGCUUGGAGCCAUUCCAAAGCUCCUGUCUGCCACUAUUCACCCUACCCUUCACCAUGGUUCCUCCCAUUUGGUCUUUCCUCAGGCGAGUGACCAUGUCUAUCAGUGACUGAGAGAGACAGGGCCUUGAUCAGCCGAGGGAGGAGACCGGGGGCUGAAGAACUAUGUUAUUGUUGGCUGUCACUGAGUGGGCCCCUGACUCACGGAGACCCCAUGCACAAUGAAAUGAAAUGCUGCCCAGUCCUGUGCUAACCCUAUAAUUGGUUGCAGAUCAGAUCAUUGUGAUCCAUAGGGUUUUCACUGGGUGAUUUUCAGAAGUAGAUCACCAGGCCUUUCUUCCUGGUCUCUUAUUUGGAAGUGCCACUGAAACCUGUUCAGCAUCACAGCAACUCACAAGACUGUACCGACAGACAGGCGGUGGCUGAGCAUGAGCUGCAUUGGCCAAGAAUCGAACUCUGGUCUCCCAUAUGGAAGGUGAGAAUUCUGCCACUAGUUGUCUUUAAAUCGGUGGUUCUCAAACUUUAGUCUGCUGCACCAGAAUCACCUGAAGCACUAGUUACAACGCAAGAUUGCUGGGCUCCACCUCCAGAAUUUCCCACCUCCAGAAUUUCCGAUGCAGUAGGUUGGGGUGGGGCCUGGGGAUUUGCAUGUCUAACACGCAAGCUCUCACAGGAUCUUGAGGCUGCUGGUCUGGGGACCACACCUUGAGAACCACUACUUUAAUUCACUCCUUCCUCUGCCCCCAUAUCUGAGAGCUGCAAAUCUCUGUUUACAACAGCUGUUUGAAAAGUGUGCCGGGAUAUCUGGAAUUCUUAAAGGUUUAGAAAGUUUGAUUCCAUUCCAGAUGAACAAAUUAAAGGGAAAAAAGGUCUGCUCAUUAGGGGAAGACUACUAUAACUUAAAGCUGACAUCUUAAUAAGCUCAGUGGGCUCAAGAUAAAAAAAAAAAAAAAAAAAACCCAGGGAUAGC